Messenger RNA from Astyanax mexicanus (Mexican tetra), 1381 nucleotides. RefSeq names its product glucose-dependent insulinotropic receptor. Bases 8 to 946 code for a protein of 312 amino acids. NCBI's taxonomy places the organism in Eukaryota, Metazoa, Chordata, Actinopteri, Characiformes, Acestrorhamphidae. The record is from RefSeq and is a predicted model, not a curated record. Gene Ontology annotation, cellular component: membrane. The transcript is spliced from 2 exons. Gene Ontology annotation, biological process: G protein-coupled receptor signaling pathway. Gene Ontology annotation, molecular function: G protein-coupled receptor activity.
CACUACCAUGCUCUUUAUCAGCAACUCCACCGUGCCUCUGUCGGUGGACUUCUCCAGUCCUGGAGACUACUUCAUCUUUCUGUACCAUAUCGUGUUCGCCACGUGCUCGGCGGUGCUCGCUGGCUCCGUGGUGCUGGGCAUCCUGAGCACGCGGGCCCUGCGCGCGCAGAACCGCUUCAUCUUCAUGCUGAACACGAGCCUCAGUGACACGCUGACGGGCCUGUCCGUCUACUACCUGGGCCUGUUCGACGUGCAGGAGGGCUACCCGUCCCGCAACGGCACCUACUACAUCCUGCCCUCCAUCAUGGGCGUGAACGUCAUGACGUUCCUGUUCGCGCAGUUCGACCGCUACUUGGCCGUGUGCCACCCGUUCUUCUACAACCGCUUCGUGUCGCGCGGCUUCGUGGUGGCGUGCUGCGUCUUCUGCUGGUUCUACACCUACCUGAUCCUGGCCGUGCAGAACGCGCUGCCCGUGGCGCAGGCCGUCAAGAUGAGCGCCUUCGGCAUCAUGACCCUGCAGAUCAUCGUGGUCAUCCAGGUGCUCAUGACCAUCAAGCUCUACGUUAUAGCCAAGCACCAGCUGGCGCGCGAGGCGCCCAGCCAGGAGCGCGAGAGCAAGAAGGAGUCCCUGCGCAUCAUCAUGUUCGUGGUCAUAUGCUUCCUCUCGCUGUGGGGCCCCUCGUUCGUCAACAUCAUGGUCCGCUACCUGAGCAGCGGCGGCCUGCGGUUCCGCAACGAGGCCACCAACGCCUUCGCCAUAAUGGCGCGCUUCAACGCGCUCAGCACGCCCGCGCUCUACAUCUGGGGCAGCCCGGCCCUGCGCAGCGCCGUGUGGGACAGGCUGUGGAGGAAGGGCUGCCGGACACGCCCGGACAGAGUGUUUUCCAGGAACGUGAAACCAGCGAAGGAAACAGUUUUUGCCUCACAGACAUCAAAGGACCUAUAAGGCUCUGGGAAUGAAAAUGCUUCAACCAAAUGCCAAAAAUGUUAACAUUUUGUCAAAGAGCUUUUCUAUAGAAAACUAACAUUAUGCAUUCUAUAAUAUGCAGUAUAUAUUGUGCUCAGUGGUCAUAUGUGGAUAAAAGGAGUUUGAAAGAAAAAAUAUAUACACAGGGAAAAGGCCAUUUAGUCAGUUUGCUGAAGAAUCAGCAGUUUAUCAUGUUUUUAAUGAUAAAUGUAUAAAUUAAAAAAUCAAAUAUGUAAAUACUUUGUUUUGUUCAUGUUCACCUGCCAAGACAGAUCUAUUUUAGUAAGUUGUACAAAAUCUAUAUAAUCAGUUCUGCUUUUAUUCAUGUAUUUACUUUUGUCCUGCUUUCAAAAAUUUGGUUAGGAACAGCACAUAUUUAUUUACACUUACAAAAAUUUAAACACAAUUGUCAAG